CCUUUCAAGUUCUUAACCCUACUAAAUUUGAAUUUUGAAAAUUUUAAUAUUUUAAAUGUUUUAUUUUUAAUUUCUUCAGAGAAAAAUAUUUAAUAAACCAUAAACUAUAUAUUUUUUAAAUUUUGUUAUACAAUAUAUUGCGUUGUGUUAAUAUAAAUACAGAAGAAGCACAAGAUGAGAAACGUAGAAAUAAAAGCUAAAGUAAAAAAUAUUGUAAUUUUGUUACAGAAAGCUAAAGAAAUAUCCCAAAGUUCUGAUAUUCUUAAACAACACGAUACAUUUUAUAACACUACAAAAGGUCGUUUAAAAUUAAGGAGAUUUACAGAUUCUGGUAAUGGUGAGCUUAUUUUUUAUGAUAGACCUGAUACAGAAGGUCCAAAAUUAUCUGUAUUUAAGAAAGCAAAUGUUGAAGAUAUAGAUAAUCUAAACCAAGUUUUAACAGAAGCGCUAGGGUCUAAAAAUGAAGUGAAAAAAGUUAGGCAUUUAUUUUUGGCUGGGCAAACAAGAAUUCAUAUAGAUGAGGUGGAAAAUUUAGGGAAUUACAUGGAAUUAGAGGUUUGUCUGAAACCGGAACAAACUUGUGAAGAAGGUGAAAAAGUGGCAUAUGAAAUUAUGAAACAACUAGGAGUACAAAAAGAAGAUCUAGUAAGUGGAGCUUAUGCCGACUUAUUGUUAAAAUAAUACUUACAUUAUGACUUACAUUUGUGCUUACAUGUUACAUGGCUUGGAAAUGGUCAAUGUUAAUGUAUUGAAAAUAAUAAUGUAAUUAUUUGAUAAGUUUAAAACAAUGUUAAUAAUUUUU
Messenger RNA from Sitophilus oryzae (rice weevil), 802 nucleotides. RefSeq lists its product as uncharacterized. The transcript is spliced from 3 exons. The coding region runs from base 175 to 681 and encodes 168 amino acids. The record is from RefSeq and is a predicted model, not a curated record. NCBI's taxonomy places the organism in Eukaryota, Metazoa, Arthropoda, Insecta, Coleoptera, Curculionidae.